AUGAGCCCAGUCCAUACGCAAGACUUCUGGCUCUUUGGCUAUGGGAGCCUGAUAUGGAAGCCGCCUCCACACUUUGACCAGCGGAUUCCAGGAUAUAUCAAAGGUUACGUUCGGCGCUUCUGGCAGCAACGCCAUACAGAGGGAGACGUGGUAUGGGGUGUGGCCUAUCAUAUCAUACCCUCGAAAGUGAAAGAAGUCCAAGAGUACCUGGAUAUUCGCGAAAUAAACGGAUACAGUAUCCAAUACACCCCUUUCCACCCAGCGGACACUUCGCUCGCAGAUCUUCAUUGCCUGGUCUAUAUCGGUAUGCCCGACAACCCUCAGUUUCUCGGCGCUCUUCCGCCCCACGAAGUGGCAGAAACGAUCAAUGCCAGCAUUGGUCCAAGUGGGGAGAAUAGAGAGUACCUUCUCCACCUCGAACAGGCCCUGAAGGAACUGAGUCCAGACAGCCACGAUGAACAUAUCACGGACCUUGCCCGACGGGUCCGAGCUCUCACGCCACCUCUUAGAAGCUCGCGCCGCCAGUUUGCAUCCGACAACGCCUUGCGUAAAAUCAACAGUACUGAGGAGCAGGAGGAGAUAGAGAAGGAAGUAUGA
Molecule: messenger RNA, 597 nt
Organism: Fonsecaea erecta
Lineage: Eukaryota; Fungi; Ascomycota; Eurotiomycetes; Chaetothyriales; Herpotrichiellaceae
Exons: 5
Coding region: 1-597 (198 amino acids)
Biological process (GO): glutathione catabolic process
Cellular component (GO): cytoplasm
Molecular function (GO): gamma-glutamylcyclotransferase activity; glutathione specific gamma-glutamylcyclotransferase activity
Source: RefSeq, a predicted model, not a curated record